Corticium candelabrum is the source of this 1052-nucleotide messenger RNA. Its product is annotated as beta-sarcoglycan-like. Gene Ontology annotation, biological process: muscle organ development. Bases 123 to 1052 code for a protein of 309 amino acids. The record is from RefSeq and is a predicted model, not a curated record. The transcript is spliced from 7 exons. Lineage: Eukaryota; Metazoa; Porifera; Homoscleromorpha; Homosclerophorida; Plakinidae. Gene Ontology annotation, cellular component: sarcolemma; sarcoglycan complex.
GUGAAUUUCCCGUAUGUGGAUUUUAGUUGUUGCGUGGAUAUUGGAAACGUGAAGAGUUGCUUGUUUCGUUUCUUUCUGGUUUGAGAAUCGGAAAAUCUUGUUGGUGCAGCUACUUACAAAUUAUGAAGAAAUCGAUGUUACGAAAGCGCACUGAUCGCCGAAAACAAAAGCAUGAGAUCAGGGAAAGUGCGGUAUUUGCUUCUGGUCACCCUACUGAAAUGGAUGAGGCGAGGCUGCAUAAGUCUGGUGUCAGGGGACGCAAGUCUAUAGUUCUCGCUGUGGGUUUUGGUUUUGUUGUUCUCGUGUCAAUUGCAAACUUGGUGGUAACAUCCGUAUUGGUUGAUGUGCUAAAGAUGACUCCUGAAGGUGUUCCAUCAUUGCACAUAGAUUCAGAUCACUUGCUUGUUUUUCGAGAACCAAUGGAGUUGAAGAAUCUGUAUGUCAACAAGUUUUUGGGUGGUUUUCAGAAUGAAAAUCUUUCUGUUGGAAGCAGAAAAGAGGUAAAGCUAAAGGUCGGAAUCUACAUGCAAUCACAAAGUGAAAUUGUAAUGAAACCAGAAGAAGUUGUUGUCAAUCCUAUUGGAUUAUUUCGAGUGACAACAAAGUCAAAUUCUGUGGUCUUUGAAGCGGGGCAGUCAGCAGUGACAAUUGCAGGCAUCAAGGGCAGCAAGGUCAUUGCAAGAAAUAUCAAUAGGACUGGCAUUCAAUGCACAAGAAUAUAUGGUAACGGUAAUGUCAAGCUGUUAUCCCCAAGUACCAUUGAUUUAAAUGCAGGAGGAGACUUUUUGUUACAAGCAAGGAAAGCAACAGUACUAACAUCAAAGUCAAAGGCUAUUAAUCUGGACACACGGCUGAAGAACACUGGUGCCGUUCACCUACUGGCGCAUAAGGGCAUCUACUUGAAUAUGACAAAUUCAAAUGUAUCUGGUGGAACCGACCGCACGGGACGUAUCUUAUGUGCCUGCUUAGCCAACAGCUCUUACGUUAAACUUUACUCAGUGCCUAGCACUGGUAAGAGAUGUCUGGCAUUAGCAAAUCCAUGCAACAAAUGA